GACCUGCCAGUGUUGUCAUUUUCGCAACCAUAAAAGCGCUCAUUGAAAGUGCACGCAGAUAACGUGCGUUUUUCAAUUACAUUUAUUGUCUGAAGAAAAGUAAAGGACAAUGAGUGGAGGAUUCAACUUUGGACAAGCGUCCAAUACUGGAUUCAGCUUUGGAGCUCCCAAAACCACAGCUGCAACUGCCCCAGCCACAGGCUUUGGGAUGCCAAGUGCUGUAGCUCCAGGUGGUGGCUUCUCUUUCGGAACCCCCAACCCUCCCCAGGCCCCAGUAGCUGCCCCCCAGAGCUCUGGGCUGUUUGCUAUGCCCAUCCAGGCUAGCACAAACCCAACUGGAGGGUUCAGCUUUGGGACCCCUGCACAGAGCAGUACUCCUGCAGGAGGAGGCUUCUCUUUUGGGACUCCCACUGCUAAACUCAAUCUGGGCACACCAGCCGCCUCUCAACCAGCACUGACUGGGCUAACUAUGGGGAUGGCAACCGCCUCCUCUGGGACAGGCUUUGGAAUUGGUGGGGGUCUCGCCACACAAACCACUGUUGCACCUGUAGGAGGGGGGUUCAGCUUUGGGACUGCAGGGGGGCUUGGAGCCCCUGUUGCCCAAACUCAGCCCCAGACCCAACCAGCAGCAGCUGGUGGGCUCUCUUUAGGAACUCCUGCUGCAGCCACCCAAAUGAUGGGAGGUGGGUUUAGUUUUGGUGCAGCCAAGGUCCAGGCCACCACAGCCCCAGCCCCUACUGUAACCCCAGGAGGGGGCUUCUCAUUUGGGAACAGCGCCCCUGCCAGCCUCUCCCUGGGGACCCAGCCCACAAGUCUGAUGCUGAACUCUGUGGCCACGGCCUCAACAGCUGCACCAACCACAACCCAGGGUGGAGGAUUCGCUUUUGGCGUCAAACCUUCUGCUACUCCAGCCCCCGCUGCAACUGCGCCGGCUACCCAGGCCUCAUUAGGUUCUUCUCUCUUUGCUAUACCAGCAUCAACAGCAGCUCCUGCUACAGCAACAAUCGCAGGAUUUUUGGGCGCUACCUCAGCCGCCCCCACUGCCACCUCAGCAGCAGGAAGUACCUUGGGCUUCAUGCUCAAACCCUUGGGAGCAGUCACUGCUACAACCACUGCCCCAGUUGGCACGGCUGCCCCUACCACUGGCACUACCACAGGUUUCUCACUGGGUAUGAAACCUGCGGGCGCCACUGGCAUCGGUGCAACAGCCCCCAUCACUGGAGUAGCCACAACCAUCACUACUGUUACAGCAAGUGCUCCUCCAGUGAUGUCAUACGUCCAACUAGAGGGUCUCAUUAACAAGUGGAGUCUUGAGCUGGAGGACCAGGAGAGGCAUUUCUUACAGCAAGCCACCCAGGUCAACGCCUGGGACCGCACGCUGGUGGAGAACGGAGAGAAGAUCACAUCACUGCACAGGGAGAUGGAGAAGGUGAAAUUGGACCAAAGAAGGUUGGACCAGGAGCUGGACUUCAUCCUGUCACAACAGAAGGAGCUGGAGGACCUGCUGUCCCCGCUGGAGGAGUCUGUCAAAGAACAGAGUGGAACCAUCUACAUGCAGAACGCAGACGAGGAACGCGAGAGGACGUACAAGCUUGCAGAGAAUGUGGACGCCCAGCUGAAGAGGAUGUCUCAAGAUCUAAAGGAGAUCAUUGAACACCUGAACACAUCCAGCGGGCCAGCUGAUAAUAGUGACCCGCUUCAGCAGAUCUGUAAAAUUCUCAAUGCCCACAUGGACUCUCUUCAAUGGAUUGACCAGAACUCGGUGCUUCUACAGAGAAGGGUGGAGGAUGUGUCCAAACUCUGCGACAACCGACGCAAAGAGCAGGAGAAGACUUUUCGCAUAACAUUUAAUUGAAUUGGAGAUUGUAAUAUCAGAAAAUGAUAUUGUAAAUGUGCAUUAUGCAAGUUUGUUCUUUUUUUUUUUUUUUUUUUUUCAAUGAAGAUAUUUUUGAGAAGAGUUAUGAUAAAGUUCUGCUUUUAAUGCAGCAUCAAUUGUGAUUUAUAGAAAAAUACUCCAAACUAGGGUGUGUGAUAUGCACUUCCCAAAUUUCAACACUGGUGCUGGUAAAAUAAUACAUUCUGAGUAAAUAAAGAGAUGCACACAUUAUGUGCUCCAAUAUCCUUUAGGGAUCGAUUAAAUCCGUAACCCUGAAGAUCAGCUCUGUAGCACAAUGGAAAUGUGACAUAAGCAGCGUUUACCGUGAAUUCAAAUCAAUCAAAUGUAAUUGUAUUUGACACAUGCUUUGUAAACAGGUGUAGACAAAUACUGAAACGCUUACUUCCGGCCCUUCCCAACAAUGCAGAGGAAAUAAUUGAAAUAAUAACGAGGAAUAAAUACACAGUAACGAUAACUUGGUUACAUACACGGGGUACCACCACCGAGUCGACGUGCAGUGGUACGAGGUAAUUGAGGUAGAUAUGUACAGGUGCAGCUCAAUAAAUUAGAAUAUUGUGGAAAAGUUCAAUAUUGUAGACUCAAGGUGUCACACUCUAAUCAAAACACCGGCAAUGGUUUCCUGAGCCUUUAAAUUGUCUCUCAGUCCAGUUCAGUAGGCUUCACAAUCAUGGGGAAGACUGCUGACUUGACAGUUGUGCAGAAGACAGUCAUCAACACCCUCCACAAGGAGGGAAAUCCUCAAAAAAGCAUUGCUAUAUCCAAGUGCAGAGUGCUGUAUCCAAGCAUAUUCAUGGCAAGUCGAGUGGAAGGAAGAAAUGUGGUAGGAAAUGGUGCACAAGCAACAGGGAUAACCGUAGCCUUGAGAGGAUUGUCAAGCAAAGGCCAUUCAAAAAUGUGGGGGAACUUUACAAGGAGUGGACUGAGGCAGGAGUCAGUGCAUCAAGAGCCACCACGCACAGACGUAUCCAGGAAAUGGGCUACAACUGUCGCAUUCCUCGUGUCAAGCCACUCCUGAACCAGAGGCAACGUCAGAAGCGUCUUACCUGGGCUAAGGAGAAAAAAUAACUUCUGUCGCUCAGUGGUCCAAAGUCCUCUUUUCAUAUGAAAGUACAUUUUGCAUGUCAUUUGGCAAUCAUGGUCCCAGAGUCUGGAGGAAGAGUGGAGAGGCACAGAAUCCAAGUUGCUUGAAGUCCAGUGUGAAGUUUCCACAGUCAGUGACGAUUUGGGGAGCCAUGUCAUCUUCUGGGGUUGGUCCACUGUGUUUCAUCAAGUCCAAAGUCAACUCAGCCGUCUACCAGGAAAUGUUAGAGCACUUCAUGCUUCCUUUUGCUGACAAGCUUUAUGGAGAUGCUGAUUUCAUUUUCCAGCAGGACUUGGCACCUGCCCACACUGCCAAAGGUACCAAUACCUGGUUCAGUGACCAUGGGAUUACUGUGCUUGAUUGGCCAGAAAACUCGCCUGAUCUGAACCCCAGAGAGAAUGUAUGGAGUAUUGUCAAGAGGAAGAUGAGAGACAAGAGACCCAACAAUGCAGACGAGCUGAAGGCCGCUAACGAAGCAACCUGGGCUUCCAUAACACCUCCGCAGUGCCACAGGCUGAUCGACUCCAUGCCACGCCGCAUAGAUGCAGUGAUUCAUGCAAAAGGAGCCCCAACCAAGUACUGACUGCAUGUACAAGAACAUACUUUUCAGGAGGCCGACAUGUCUGUAUAACAUUUCAUUUUUUCACUGGUUUUAUGUCAUAUUCUAAUUUUCUGAGAUACUACAUUUGGGGUUUUCAUUAGCUGUAAACCGUAAUCCUCAAGAUUAAAACAAAUACAGCCUUGAACUAUUUCACUUUUUGUGUAAUUAAUCCACGAUAUAUGAGUUACACUUUGUCAAUUGAAUUAUUGAAAUUAACUUUUCCACAAUAUUGUAAUUUAUUGAGCUGCACCUGUACAUAUAGGUAGGGAUGAAGUGACUAAUCAACAGGAUAGAUAAACAGUAGCAGCAGCGUACACUGAGUAUACAAAACAUUAAGAACACCGUAAUAUUGAGUUGCACCCAAUGUUCCUUCUUAACUACGUGCAGCUCCCCUCGGAAAUCCGUGCAGGUGAAAUAUCAGCCCGCGCAGAGAAACACGAGAUUGAACUAAACUUUCUAGAGCUUUUCCCUUUUAACACUCAACGUUUCACUCUGCUGUCAGAAUUGCGAUAGAAUCAACGCAAUAUUAGCCACUUUCAAUGUAAUAUACCGAAACAAAAUUAACUAUGUAAAACUAACUGUGCAAGGUAUUUUCUUGUAGGCAGAGCGGAGUAGGAUUACACCUGUUGUAUUCGGCGCAUGUGACAAAUAAAAUGUCAUUUGAGUUUGA
Messenger RNA from Coregonus clupeaformis (lake whitefish), 4249 nucleotides. Its product is annotated as nuclear pore glycoprotein p62-like. Gene Ontology annotation, biological process: RNA export from nucleus; protein import into nucleus. The record is from RefSeq and is a predicted model, not a curated record. The transcript has 13 exons. Bases 110 to 1855 code for a protein of 581 amino acids. NCBI's taxonomy places the organism in Eukaryota, Metazoa, Chordata, Actinopteri, Salmoniformes, Salmonidae. Gene Ontology annotation, molecular function: structural constituent of nuclear pore; phospholipid binding. Gene Ontology annotation, cellular component: nuclear pore; nuclear pore central transport channel.